Aspergillus nidulans FGSC A4 is the source of this 708-nucleotide messenger RNA. Its product is annotated as TNT domain-containing protein. Gene Ontology annotation, molecular function: NADP+ nucleosidase activity. The record is from RefSeq and is a predicted model, not a curated record. Lineage: Eukaryota; Fungi; Ascomycota; Eurotiomycetes; Eurotiales; Aspergillaceae. The transcript is spliced from 2 exons. Bases 1 to 708 code for a protein of 235 amino acids.
AUGCAGUUCCGCAACGCGCUGCUCUUCCUGAGUGCUCUGGCGCCGGCUGCCUAUGCACAACGUGGUCAGCAAGAGAAGCAGGCUCUCUUCCCCAAGCGAUGCCUCCCAAACCCAUGCGAGGGCAUCACCCCCAUAAAUAACACCUACGUCUGCGGCGACCCCCGACUCGGACCUGUCCAGUACCCCUCAAAAUUCCCGCUUCGCAACGAACUGCGUACAUACGCACGCUUCGGCUCUCUAUGCCCAGCCGAGUUUCUCGAGAAAUGGGCCACGUCAGUCAACAGCAACGGGACAUACAUCUACCCUCCAGCAAACGGAUUCGUCGUCGACGACGAGGAAGCUGUCAUUAUCGGCAAUGUUACGCUCCCUGUUGGCCAGAAGCUCGACCGCUUCGGGUCCGAGUAUGGCACAUUCCUCGCGCCGCUAGGCGCGCCAUAUAUUGAGCGCUCGCUGCCGCCGAGCAACUUGAUCACGUAUGAUGGGAAUUACCCGUUCAACUACCACGUUUAUCAAGUUGAGAAGGAGUUUGUUGUAGGAUUGGGACCCAUAGCGCCAUGGUUUGAGCAGCCGGGGAUGGGGACCCAGUUUGUAGCCUAUACGAAUGUGCUCGAGUUGAUUGAGGGUGGUUUCCUGAGGAGGCUGGAUGAGAGUGAAUUCGAUGAGAGGGUGGAGUAUUCAAAUUCCUACACUGAGGGACCCAAUGAGUAG